Molecule: messenger RNA, 1440 nt
Organism: Paracoccidioides brasiliensis Pb18
Exons: 2
Coding region: 1-1440 (479 amino acids)
Source: RefSeq, a predicted model, not a curated record
AUGCCCAUCGAUCCGGACGUCCCGUACGACGCUGUUAUCGAAAGCUUCGAACUCUACCACAUCUACCACUCCCCCAGCCGCGAUGGCCUUGAACUACAGUACGACACAGGCGGUGCAGACUGGAAUGCCGCUGUCCUGAAGGGGCCUGCGUUGCCGUCACUUGGCCAGGCUACGGCUGGUGCAGUGGGAGCUGCGGUGCCUACUAUCGUGAUGUAUCCGCUUAGUUUGAUUGUUACACGGUUGCAGUUGCAGAGGCAGUUGAGAGCGGAGAGGGAGAGGAGCAGGGGGGGAAAGGAGAGGGAGAGGUGGAAAGGCGGGGAGAUUGUUGACGAGUCUGAUAGGACCGGUGAUGGUGGUGAUGAGCAGUAUGCAGGCAUCUUGGAUGGUGCGAACAAGAUAUAUAAGAAUGAAGGAGGGUGGAGUGGAUUGUACACGGGAGUGACAGAGGCGACUGGGAAGGCUGUCGUGGAAUCUUUUGUGUUUUUCUUGUCGUAUUCGUUUCUGCGGCGGAGGCGGUUGCGUGCACGAGGAUUGAAGGCGCAUGCACUCCUCCCGGUCUUGGAUGAACUGGCUGUCGGCUAUUUGGCGGAGGGGUUCAUGAAGUUGAUCACGGCUCCGAUUUCGACUGUGUUGACACAGAAGCAGGUUGAAGGGUUAUCAAAGAAGAAACAACACCCAUCUACGACGAGAGACAUCGUUUCAACCAUCAUUGCCAAAAAGGGCAUCAAGGGUCUCUGGUCUGGCUGCUCGGCGUCCCUCUUCCUCUCGCUGAACCCAUCCAUCACCUUCCUUCUCAGCGAGGUUUUGAAAUUCUCACUCCUCCCCCGGGAAAAAAGGAAACAUCCACCCGCAGCGGCGAUAUUCAUCUUCGCAGUCCUUAGCAAGGCAUUUGCCUCCUCACUAACCUAUCCGUUUUCCAUGGCAAAGACACGUGCACAGGCCGCCGCUACCUCUACCCCUGCCUCCACAGCACCAGCACAACCACCCUCACCACAACCUACAGUCCUCCACACCAUCUACUCCAUCGCCCGCACCGAGGGCCCCACCGCCCUCUACGCAGGACUAACCGGCGAUGUCCUGCGCCGCUUUUUCAGCCACGGCAUCGCCAUGCUCGCCAAGGACAGCGUGUACGCGCUCAUCGUGCGCUGCUACUAUAUGCUCCUGGUGCUGCUACGGCGGUAUCCAUCACCGGAGGAGUUGCUUGCCAGAGCCAAGGAGCGGGCGGGGGAGCUUGCGGAGUCGACGGGUGAGACGGUGGGGGAGUUGGCGAGGAGUGUCAAGGAGAGGGCUGGGGAGGGGGUGGCGGAGGUUAAGAGGAAGGUUGUGGAGGAAGUGUAUUCGAGUGAGGUGGCGGAGAUGGUGGGGGAGUAUGUGGAGGAUGAGGCGGAGGAGUGGAGGACUUUGUAUAGGUGGUUUUGGGAUAAGGGGAAGUCGUCGUAG